This is a messenger RNA of Ambispora leptoticha, 1434 nucleotides long. The record is from the annotation of a GenBank genome assembly. NCBI's taxonomy places the organism in Eukaryota, Fungi, Glomeromycota, Glomeromycetes, Archaeosporales, Ambisporaceae.
AUGCCUUCUCAACAACUUCCAAACACGAUCGAGGAUCUGCUUAACUUGGUUUCUAGCACCGAAACCUCUUUAGACCAAGUUACGAAACAAUUACUUCCCAUACUCAGGCAACUGCCAAAUUCUUUUUUCACUGGUGAACAUACUAGAGAUCCUCUAGAUCUUUUGAAUGCUACUCGUAAUAGCCUGGUUUAUGCAUAUUUUCUUGACGCGAGAUGUCGCGUUGAUAGACCUGACGUCCCUCGCUUGUUGGGUCGUAUAUUUGAAUUUCUGGAUAAAUUUGACCAACAACAAAUGCAGCUUGCACCUGAAAAAUGUACGUUAAGUAUCAGAAUGGUUGAUUCGAUAACAAUCACGAAAAUACUAAAGAAAAUUUUGAUCACAGUAUUAGCAACUGUGCAAGAUCUUAGCAAGUUGGCUACUCAAUACGGAAAUAGUAUAAUCAUUUUCAAACCAUUAGCAAAUACGAUCAUAAAAUUUGCUCCUUCUCGAAACCACUUGACUAAUUUACAUCAAUUCUUUUUAAAGGAAUGCCUCUUAUCGAAAGUUUAUACUCAAGCAUUACCAAUACUGGAUCAGGAUAUAACAGAGAUUGAACCUCAAUUGACGGGUAUUAAUUAUCUGGAUCAUCUUUUAUAUCAUUAUUAUGGUGGCAUGGUGUAUAUUGGCUUGAAAAAUUAUGAUCGUGCUUUAUAUUUCUUUCGACUGGUUAUAUCAGCACCUGCUGCUGUGACAAGUGCUGUUCAGUUAGAAGCCUACAAAAAAUAUGCGUUGGUUUCCUUGUAUUUAUAUGGAAAGAUUGUAUCUUUGCCAAAAUACACUUCUGGUGUAGUAAUACGCGCAGUAAAGAACUAUUGUCAACCAUAUCAAGACUUCGCGGCUGCCUUCGAAAGUUUAAACGUGAAACGUGUGCGUAAUGAAUUGCAGAAAUGUGCCGAUGUUUUCAAAAGGGACAAGAAUCUUGGCCUUGCUAAACAAUCUAUGGAAGCAAUCUUUCGCCAAAAGAUUCAACAGCUUACUCAGACUUAUUUGACAUUAUCAUUGGCGGACAUUGCAGAUACUGUUGGAUUAGAAGGGCCAAAUGCAUCUUUAAUUGCUGAAGAUUACAUUUUACGGAUGAUUGAAACUCGUGAAAUAUUUGCCACAAUUAGUCAUUCACAUCAAAAUGGCAUGGUUUCCUUCCAUGAUAACCCUGACCGAUAUAACACUUCACUCACAAUUACUAAAAUCGAGGCGCAUAUUGCACAAGCAGCUGCUGUAAAUCAACGUGUGUUAAAAACUGAUCAUUUGAUUGCAUGCAGUAAGGAAUAUCUAUCAAAGCAACACUUGGCUCUGAGUGGUGGUAUGCCAGGUGGAUUAGGUUUAACUGAUGAAGCCGACUUUUAUGGGUCGGGAAAUUGUGAACCAUUUAUCGACGAAGGAAGAUUCUACGGAUAA